CUUUAACCGAAAGCAGAAAGUCUUUUUUUCAGUUAAGGGAAUUCACCUUCUUUUGUCAUGUGUGAUGUUAUCACUGGCCUCGUGUUAUUUAUUUCGUUUGCUCUGAUGCAAGAGGUAGCUUCUUCUCAAGAGUCAAACAUCCAGCUGUACCAUAGGGGGAUCACUUCCACCACACAAACUUUUCGACAGCACGAAUUUAUUAAGUAUGAAUUCCACUGUCUGGAUGUGCCUCGAGUUGGAGCAAUAGCAGUGUCAGAUGCGUUUGACUGUACGUUUGAAUGUCUUAGCAAUCUGCUGUGUUUUUCUGUGAAUCUGGCCGCCUCCAAAGGAGUCCAUGGAAAACUUUGGUGCGAGUUGUUGUCUUCUGAUCGACACAGAAACUCCACAGAGUUCAAAAGAAAUGAGAGCUCGCAUCAUUUUGCCAUCAAGUCGCCUUGUUCAUCUUCACCAUGCCAAAACGAAGCUCUCUGCUUCGCAAACUACAACGACGGUUCAUUUGAAUGCCUCUGUAAAGAAGGUUAUAUGGGAGAAUAUUGUCAAACAGCAAAUGCUGAGCCGAAGUCGUGCAAGGAAGCGUAUAAUCUACACAGCAUGUCAGAUGCAAGUCAUCUGGUCGUCUUAGACAUUGACGCAAAAAACACCACAGUUCUCUGUCAUAUGGGAGAUUUUGGGUGCGGAGAUGGAGGAUGGACCCCGGUCAUGAAAAUUGACGGAAACAAGAGAACCUUCCAUUACGACUCCGCCUAUUGGAGCAACAAAAAUGAAUACAACCCUCUCGCCGGGAGAACUGGGUUUGACUCACAAGAGACCAAGUUGCCGACCUAUUGGAACACAUCUUUCUCCAAGAUCUGUCUUGGAAUGAAAGUCGGUAAUGUGACCAAUUUCUUAGUCGUCAACAAGCAGGCUGACUCUCUGCACUCUCUCAUCGCAGACGGGCAAUACCGAGCCACCUCACUGGGUCGUGACACGUGGAAGACACUGAUUGGAUCACAAGCCUCCCUGCAGUCAAACUGCAAUAAAGAGGGAUUCAAUGCCGUUGGUAGUAAUAUUCAGCAUUCUAAAGCAAGAAUUGGUAUCACAAACAAUGAACAGAAUGACUGCAACAGCUGUGACAGCAGAUUGGGACUGGGCACUGGGGGGUAUAGUGACGACACAAACACGUGUGGUAAUGUGGCAUCUCAUGCACCAGACAAUGGUGUCAAAAUCAUCAAGACCAUGGGAUACAUUUUGGUGCAGUGAUUUUCAAAAGCCCAAAGGAAAGGCCUUUGAUGUCAAAUAUCAUAAGGUGCUAACCCGCCAAAAACUUUGCUCUCAAUUCAAUUGAGAACUUAUAUAGAGAUCCAUACUUCCCCCUCAGCUUGACAAUUACAACACUAGAUUAGUAAAUAGAUUAACAAAGAUGGUAAGUUUUGUGCUCGGUAAAGAAAUGGAGAAAGAUGUUUUUUCGUCUUGACAUAAAGAAAAAAUUUUCCCAUAAGGAAUA
Molecule: messenger RNA, 1483 nt
Organism: Pocillopora verrucosa
Lineage: Eukaryota; Metazoa; Cnidaria; Anthozoa; Scleractinia; Pocilloporidae
Source: RefSeq, a predicted model, not a curated record